Talaromyces marneffei is the source of this 768-nucleotide messenger RNA. RefSeq lists its product as uncharacterized. Bases 1 to 768 code for a protein of 255 amino acids. The transcript has 2 exons. The record is from RefSeq and is a predicted model, not a curated record. Lineage: Eukaryota; Fungi; Ascomycota; Eurotiomycetes; Eurotiales; Trichocomaceae.
AUGUCAAAACCAACCAUCGUCAUCGUUCCCGGCUCCUUCACCUCCCCUUCAGCCUAUGACACCCUUUCUUCUAUCCUAAACCAACAAUACGGCUACGAAGUCAUCGUCGGCACUCUACAAUCUACCAGCCGCGUACCUCCAGAAAAGCCUGCUACAAUGCAAGAAGACGCCGCCUACUUCCGCGGAAUCAUCGAAUCGCUCUCAAACCAAGGCAAAGAUGUUGUCGUUGUUGGUCAUUCCUAUGGCGGCAUUGUAGCCACCGAAAGUGUGAAGAAGGUCACAAAGCCCGAACGUCAGGUGCAGGGGAUGAGUGCUGGUGGUGUUGUCCGAGUUAUUUAUGUAGCUUCUCUUGUUGCUCAGAUUGGAGAGACGGCUAUUCAGGUGAUAGGAGGGCAAUUGGGUCAGGCUAUUAAUAUUCUGGGUGAUUACAUGUAUUUCGAUACAGAAGCCGGUGCCCUCUACCUUUAUGACGGCCUACUCUCGGACGAGGCCCUGGAAGCUGCUGGGAAAUACACCACGGUCCAUUCCACGGCAAGCUUCCUUGAUCCGUCAACAAACCUUGCUGUCGACCAUGUCCCCGUGACAUACAUACACACUGAGAAGGAUAUUAUCGUUCCCUUGCAAAGACAACAGGAGAUUGUGGAGACCCUCAAGUCGAGGAAUGCCAAAGAGGUCUCUACAAUUACCAUCAAUGAAGGCCAUAUGCCGCAGAAGUUGGCUCCUGAGGUAAUUGCAAAGGCAAUAGUGGAGAGCAUCACCCAGGAGUGA